AAAACCUUUCCCUGUAAAGUUUAAUAUUCAUCAUUAUGUAUUUUACCAUUCGCGAUUUUGUAUUGAUUGUUUCCAUUAUAUCAGGAACAUGUGCUGCACCAAUUACCGUCUUAUUUACUGAUCAAUAUGGCCGCCACUUUGCAAUGCCAUUUUAUGGUCAACAGACACCGAUAGAACGAUCAGAUAAUUUACAAGCUCAAGCCACAGAAUACAACAGUGGUAGCUAUGGUCAUCAGUAUGAGGGUGGCUUCGAACCCUCUUCAGGUCACAUAGGGGGAGAUCAUCAAGAUUACUCGACCUACAAGGCUUUUGACCACGCUUCACAUGAAGAUAAUAGUCAACUACACGAAGAUUUUGAUCAUGGCAAUCAGGAAGGACUCCAUGGAGAUGGGUUCAGUGGUGAUAAUCAUGUUCACUCAGUUCCUGUUUCUGAACAUGUUGAAGUCACGAAACCCGUCGCUGUUCCCGUGUACAAGGAAAUUGGUUAUCCAGUAUCACAUCCAGUGAAAAUUCAUAUUCCUCAUCCGGUAGCAGUGAGCGUUCCUCAACCCUAUCCAGUUGCAGUUCCAGUUUCUCAACCAGUACCUAUUCAAAUUAUUAAAACUGUAGCAGUUCCGGUAGAGAAGAAAGUACCAUAUCCUGUUGAAAAACACAUCCCAGUUCCAAUCGAAAAACCAGUACCCAUCACUAUUGAACGUCAUAUUCCUGUUCCUGUUGAAAAACCAUAUCCUAUCAAGGUCCCUGUCCAUAAAACAAUCCAUCAUCAUUCUAAAUCACACCAUGGACGUUAA
This is a messenger RNA of Chelonus insularis, 791 nucleotides long. RefSeq lists its product as uncharacterized. Lineage: Eukaryota; Metazoa; Arthropoda; Insecta; Hymenoptera; Braconidae. Bases 36 to 791 code for a protein of 251 amino acids. The transcript has 3 exons. The record is from RefSeq and is a predicted model, not a curated record.